UUGGACAAAGAACGUAAAGCUGUGUGGAUAUGUCAUGCAUGUAAAAAUCGUCAACCUAAGAGUGAUAACCAGAACACUCCCAUUCGCGGCAACACAAUGUACUCAGAAGGCUGUAUGGAGAAGGAGACAGAAGAAUUGGCAAGUAAUUUAAAUGUAAAAGUGCGCGCCAAGUCUAACAGGCGGGAGGAGAUUAAUUUAGCCCUCAAUGACUUCAAAAACGAGCUGACGCAAGCUACUGACUUUUUAGCUACUGAACAGGCGGAUUUGAAAGUAAAGGUAGAACAAAAAUACAAAGAAAUUAAAGAUUUACAGACUCAGACUUUAAAACUUAAAAAAGAAGUUUAUACCCUCAAUGGUCGACUGUCUACCAUUGAAAAAAUCUCUAGAGACAAUAACUUGGAAAUUAACGGUAUACAGGAAAAAGCCAGCGAGGAUCUGUUUGGAUUAUUUCACACCAUUUGCAACACAAUUAACUCGCCGAUUGCGGACAGCGACAUUCGUGCCUGUCGCCGUGUGGCUAAGAUGGAUCAAGCUGCUGUUCGAAUUAGAGCUGUUCCGUAUUAG
Molecule: messenger RNA, 564 nt
Organism: Parnassius apollo (apollo)
Lineage: Eukaryota; Metazoa; Arthropoda; Insecta; Lepidoptera; Papilionidae
Source: the annotation of a GenBank genome assembly